Cataglyphis hispanica is the source of this 742-nucleotide messenger RNA. RefSeq lists its product as uncharacterized. The coding region runs from base 1 to 177 and encodes 58 amino acids. The record is from RefSeq and is a predicted model, not a curated record. Lineage: Eukaryota; Metazoa; Arthropoda; Insecta; Hymenoptera; Formicidae. The transcript has a single exon.
AUGGGCUUGCACGUUUUUUGGCCUGCUUCGGCCUGCCUGACCCUCUUUGUAGUUUGCAUCAUAAUCGUGCUUCUGAAAUACGGCGCACGUUUCUGCAAACUACGACACGAACCAUUACCAUCUGAUCAGGAAUGGGAAGGUAAAGCGUACUCCAGAAAAUUGUCCGCUUCCGUGUGAACGAAUGGCAUUGUCCCGAAAAAGUUUCGUCUAAAGAUUUUUUAUUUUUUAACAAAAAUUACAACAAAUAGCUAAUAAAUUACUGUCGAUUAGAAUUUCCACUACUGUGUAGAUCGGCAUGGAUAUAAAUCAUUUCCAAAAUUUUUAUAAUUAUUCUUUUUCCGGGACACACAUCUCAUAUAUAUUGUAUAGAGACAGUAUUAGUCAUGUAAGAAUGAUCUGACACAUUCCGUCCAUUUAUGCACAUUUGUACUAAUUUUAUAUAUUUUUUUUAUAUAUUAAUAUAUAGACAUAUGAACGUGUAUGUCCUCGGAAAUCAGUGUAAUACCAUUAUUCGAAAAGGAAUUUUUAUAUACUAAAACCAAUUUAAUUAUUUUUAUCUCUAUAACAAGACAUCAUUAUGAGAGAAAAUUAAUUUUAUAUCCGUCCAAAUCUCUCUCUUUUGAUGUCAUUUGAUAUAUCUUUAUUCGAAAUGAUAUAAUAAUAUCGAUAAUCUCGAGCACUUUGUAAUUUUUUGUAUUAAUACUAUUACAAAUAAAAAAUGUAAUGAAAAUCUUUCCAUCUU